GUAAUGUUUAAUUUAGAAGUAUUUAAUAAUUUCUAACAAAAUAUUCACUCUAGAAUUAUAUAAGUGAACAGAUAUUUACUUACUUUCGCAUUUUAACACUAGAAAUUACUUGGACUUUGGAUUUGAUAAUAAAUUGAUCUUUUCUUAGUUAGUAGUUCGCCGACCGUAGCGAAAACAGCGCGCAAAAUGAACGGAAUACCACGGCGGAUAUUUUGGCGCGAACUUAAAAGAAAUAAAUGGCAAAGGAAAUAUGCGACCAGUACAAAUGUGGGGACCGAUGAAUUUCUUGUUAAAUCUACGUUACCUGAUAUUGUUAUACCGAAAAUGAGUUUUAUUGAACGGCUGUGGCAAGAUCAGUCAAGUUUUCGAAAUCUAGUGGCUUUGGAAGAUGCGGAAACGAAGAAAACCUAUACCUACCAGCAACUACAGAAAUAUAUGGCGACAUUUGCUACGUCACUUAUAAAAAAAUUCGGUCUCAGACCUGGCGACGUCGUUGGUAUCAUGAUGCCCAAUUGUCCUGAAUUCCCAGUGGUGGCGUUUGGGACGAUCCAGGCGGGCUGCGUCGUUACAACUAUCAACCCUAUUUACAAAGAAUUUGAAAUCUCACACCAAGCAUCAAUAACGCAGCCGAAAAUCUUAGUGACCAUACAAGAUUGUUAUGAAUCUGUAGUUAAAGGUUUAAAAAGUGCAAAGGUUGACGCAAAAGUGAUCAUAGUCGAUAAACCUAAUCAAUCCGUGCCUAGUGGAGUAGUUAAAUAUUCAGAAAUUGCGGAAAACGGAGAAGCAGAUUACGCUAUGUUGGAAAAAAUUGUAAGGAAAGAAGACGAUAUUGCCUUUAUACCAUUCUCUAGUGGUACUACAGGACUACCGAAAGGAGUGGAGCUAAAUCAUAGAAAUAUACUAGCAGCUGUAGAGACUAUGCAAAGGAAGGAGAGUCGAUAUUCGGAAAUUGCAAAUAGUACAUUCCAGGACAUAGUGCCCUGCAUUCUACCAUUUUACCACAUCUAUGGUCUGAUCGUGGCGCUGACCGGCCAUCUGUGCACCGGAUGCAAGCUGAUCACCGUGUCGAAUUUUUCAGCUCGACUUUUCAUGAAUUUGUUGAAAGCCCAAGAAGUUAGUUUAUUAUAUAUUGUUCCACCACUUGCAAUACUCCUGGGCAAACAUCCUGAAGUGACAGGGGAACACUUUAGAAAUGUUAGAUACAUAUUAUGUGGCGCGGCGCCGCUCGCAGCCACCGAUGCUCAAGCUAUACUCGACAAAAGCAAUAACAGACUUCAGUUCAAGCAAGGCUAUGGUGCGACUGAGACAACAUCUAUAGCCACUACAACCUUUAAGAAUGUCGAUAAGGUAGACUACGACGCGUGCGGUACAGCGAUGGCGGGAGUUACUCUGAAGUUUGUAGACCCAGCGACUGGCAACCCUGUGCCUGUUGGCCAACCUGGCGAGAUAUACAUAAAGGCACCGGUAGUUAUGAAACGGUAUUACAAGAAUGAACAAGCCACCAAAGACAGUAUAACUGAAGACGGCUUCUUCAAAACUGGGGACUUUGGCCGGUACAAGCCUGAUGCAGGGCUCAUAAUCACUGACAGGAUAAAGGAACUUAUCAAAGUAAAGGGAUUGCAAGUAGCUCCUGCAGAGUUGGAGAGUCUGCUCCGUUCUCACCCCAAUGUAGCAGACGUGGCUGUUAUAGGCGUACCCCACGAUUUCUUCGGCGAAAUUCCAAAAGCCCUAGUCAUUCCACGAAGAGACACCAAACACAAAGUCACUCCUGAGGAAUUACAGGAAUUUGUGGCGAGUAAAGUAGCACCUUUUAAAAGGAUAGAAGAAGUCUUGUUCGUUAAAGAGAUACCAAAAACGAGUUCAGGCAAGAUAUUGAGGAGAGAGCUGAAGAAAUUGUAUUCAUAAUGUUGGUUUUUAGAUGCUUCUAUUGGCCCCCGAUAAACAUAGAAAUUUCAAACGAUUAAAAUCAAUUGUUAUUAUAAAUUUAUGACUACUUUUUUAGACAAUUUUUUAAUUUAAAAAAAAUGGUAAUUAAAAAAAAU
This is a messenger RNA of Achroia grisella, 2042 nucleotides long. RefSeq lists its product as uncharacterized. The coding region runs from base 187 to 1905 and encodes 572 amino acids. Gene Ontology annotation, molecular function: long-chain fatty acid-CoA ligase activity. The record is from RefSeq and is a predicted model, not a curated record. Gene Ontology annotation, biological process: fatty-acyl-CoA biosynthetic process; long-chain fatty acid metabolic process. Lineage: Eukaryota; Metazoa; Arthropoda; Insecta; Lepidoptera; Pyralidae. Gene Ontology annotation, cellular component: mitochondrion. The transcript has 9 exons.